Messenger RNA from Cyprinus carpio (common carp), 2478 nucleotides. RefSeq names its product ras-related GTP-binding protein D. Gene Ontology annotation, molecular function: GTP binding; GTPase activity. Lineage: Eukaryota; Metazoa; Chordata; Actinopteri; Cypriniformes; Cyprinidae. The record is from RefSeq and is a predicted model, not a curated record. Gene Ontology annotation, cellular component: lysosome; Gtr1-Gtr2 GTPase complex; nucleus. Gene Ontology annotation, biological process: positive regulation of TOR signaling; cellular response to starvation; cellular response to amino acid stimulus.
CAGCCCGCGCUGGAGUCCAUGCAUGGCCUGUUUGUUUGGGGAAGGGAGGCGUCUUCUUCUCUCACGAAGUUCUUCUGCAGCGCAGCUCUUCGUUCUGUGAUGAUAGCGAUGAAUAGUCACAGUGUGCUGUGAUUCCUCACGCAGGCGGCUGCUGUGUGUGUGUCACAGAGCUGAAGAGCGAGGGGGGAGGUGAAAGUUCACCAUGGCUUGGCCAUAUCAGGUGACAAUGUGGAAAAGUUUGGCUGCCGCCUCAGAUUAAAUUUCUCAAACUCGGAGAAUGACAAGCGAACGGAAAUACAAUGAAGCGGACGGAGAAAACGAAGCGCUGUCGUUCGAUUAUUAUGACGAUGAUGAUGUUUUCGACACAUUCACUGACGGAGACUGCGGCUGUGAUGAAGGAGUGCUGGGCUUCAGUGAUCCGUUCAGCAGUGAGGUGAAACCCCGGAUCCUGCUCAUGGGCCUGAGGCGAAGCGGCAAGUCUUCCAUUCAGAAAGUUGUAUUCCACAAGAUGUCACCCAACGAGACUCUCUUUCUGGAGAGCACUAAUAAGAUUUGUCGAGAGGAUGUUUCCAAUAGUUCCUUUGUCAGCUUCCAAAUCUGGGACUUUCCUGGUCAGAUUGAUUUCUUCGACCCCACAUUCGACUAUGAGAUGAUAUUUCGUGGCACAGGGGCUCUCAUCUUUGUCAUAGACUCUCAGGAUGAUUAUGUGGAGGCAUUGAGCAGACUUCACCUCACCGUGACACGAGCCUACAAGGUCAAUCCUGACAUCAACUUCGAAGUGUUCAUCCACAAGGUCGAUGGGCUUUCAGAUGACCACAAAAUUGAGAAGCAGAGGGACAUACACAAACGAGCCAAUGAUGAUCUAGCUGAUGCUGGUUUAGAAAGAAUACACUUAAGCUUCUACUUGACAAGCAUCUAUGAUCAUUCAAUCUUUGAGGCCUUCAGUAAAGUUGUGCAGAAACUCAUCCCUCAACUUCCCACCCUUGAGAAUCUGCUCAACAUUUUCAUAUCUAAUUCAGGGAUUGAAAAGGCUUUUCUCUUUGAUGUGGUCAGUAAGAUUUACAUAGCAACUGACAGCAGCCCGGUGGAUAUGCAGACCUAUGAAUUGUGCUGUGAUAUGAUAGAUGUGGUUAUCGACAUCUCGUGCAUCUAUGGGUUGACUGGAGAUGAGGCAGGAACUCCGUAUGAUAAAGAAUCCAUGGCCAUAAUCCACUUGAACAACACUACGGUCAUGUACCUAAAAGAGGUCACCAAAUUUCUUGCCUUGGUGUGUUUCCUCAGGGAAGAGAGUUUUGAGAGGAAAGGACUUAUCGACUACAAUUUCCACUGUUUCAAGAAAGCCAUAGAGGAGGUGUUUGACGUGCGCUUGAAAGUGCAGAGGAGUCGGAAGCUUCUGAGCCAGAGGAGGUGGAGCAGGCAGACUGUGCCAAACGGGACUCAGGCCAUCCUCACUUAGCUUUUGCCUCAAGGAACAAUUAACUUCCUUGGCGUCACAGGAAGUACAAGGUCCCGCCUUCACCCCGGCGCUAAUAUCAUGUGACUGAUUUUUAGUGGUUGGUGUGUGUUGCCAGGUUUGUAAUGCGUGUGCAGUGGAAGUGUUAGAGCACCAGCGCUAAUCCCAGGGGAUACCUUUGCUUCGGCAAUGAAGGCUGAUGGGUAAAUCUCAUGUGGUCAGAGCCGCUUACGCAAGAGCUGCUCCUCUCUGGAUGGACACUAAAUCAUCCGUAGUGAAACUACAAUGUGUUAUGUAAGACAAUUUCAUGUUUAGUAUUAUAAUCUCUAUCAGCGGGCCAAACGCUAUUUACUCGGGGAGAGCAGGGACGCACGCAUCUGUGACUGAGGGCUUUUCCUUUUGUGCUUAUGUGUUGUUUAGGCACAUGGGUGAAGUGAAGAACUUGAACUUGAAGCUCUCUCUCUUAGUGUGAAUAUAUUAGAAUCUAAGAAGGACUCUUUUCUAGCAGCAUUUUAAAUAGCACUGCUGUUGCCAUGUCAAACCGAGUGUAAUUUAAAUCUAUCAGCCGUAGUUCUCAGUCACAACUAGUCAGCUGCUAUAGUGAACGUACCAAUCAGAGGCUGUCAUAGAGGAUUAGAUAGCUUCAAGACUUAAGCUGUCACUCCACAUUAAGAAAAGGCUUUAUGGGCUCUUCACAAGGUCUUCAGUGAUUGGGUGAAAAGAGAGCAGUCUUCAUGUAACUCAUGAUGUCAGACAUGAAGUACACAUCAGACAAAUGUCAACUUAUCCAGAUACUUCUGCUCUCACUUAUCCUAGUACAUAUACACAAUUGACAGAUUUUCAAUGUAUAUUUAAGCUUCUUAGUUUACUUUGUGUAUUGCUUUUUAUUGUGCAACAUGAUUUAAACAAUUUUGUUUUAGUUUGUUUUGUAAAACUUUACAAUAAUAGUUCAUUUGUUAAAGAAACAGUUCACGCAAAAUUUAAAAUUUGUUGAAAAUUUACUCACCCUCGGGCCAUCCAAGAUG